Messenger RNA from Hippocampus comes (tiger tail seahorse), 1809 nucleotides. RefSeq lists its product as uncharacterized. The transcript is spliced from 2 exons. The coding region runs from base 18 to 1496 and encodes 492 amino acids. The record is from RefSeq and is a predicted model, not a curated record. Lineage: Eukaryota; Metazoa; Chordata; Actinopteri; Syngnathiformes; Syngnathidae. Gene Ontology annotation, biological process: proteolysis. Gene Ontology annotation, molecular function: aspartic-type endopeptidase activity.
GUGGGCAAAAGGGUCACAUGGUGAAAGAAUGUAGACAACAGCAGAAGGACAGGCGCGUACAGGAGAGUGAUAUUAGCACGGGGACCUCCUCAUCAGAUGAGGAGGAUUUCCGACCGACAUGGAAUAAAACAGAGGAGGGAGCUAUGACAGCGGUAAAGGCCUCUGUGCCUUGGUUCGAAUCGCCUACCUCAAGUGAGGACGAAGGCGACAUUUCAGCCGGUAGCAAUCAUGUUUUCGACACAGAAAACUACCUGCUGAGAUGUCAAACCUCGUCCAUUACUAAACCGGAAAUGACGUUGUUGGUUGAAGGAAUCCCGACCGUCUUCCUUGUUGACACAGCCGCCGAUAUCACUGUUCUCGGUCGUUGGAAUCGCGAUACUGUGAAGCCAGGCGACGCCAAAAUUCGCAUGAACGGAUCACACGGCUCCGUGCAUCCCCUGAUGUUCUCGCAAACAGUAACCAUCACUUCCCCCACAACCCCAGACCGGAAGGCACUCGUCGAAGCUGCAUUAAACCCUCGCUCUCCGCACAAUUUAUUGGGACGAGAUGCUCAAACGCAACUUGAGAUUUACACCAUCGUAAAUCACAAGGGCCAGGUCGAAGCCUGCAGGGGGAACAGUCAAGAUGAUGCUCGCUAUUUUUGGAUGCUCGAUUUACCGAACGAUGACGUAACUCGGAGUUCCGAAUGUCUAGUUCGAUUGGCAGGUACCAAAUUAAAGCCAGGAGGUAACGCGCAAACGGCAAACAACCUGCACGUGACCAUAAGACGUAAGCAGACACCGGGACCAGACCCGGACUACACUACAGUUUUUCUGGGCCUGGAACCACAGGGUAUUGUUAUUGAGCACGUGUAUUGGAAAGAUCAGUGGUGUUUCGCCACAGCGCGGGUGGGAAGGGCGGUCAAGACCCUCCUCCCACAAGGGCAACACCUUUACAUACCGCUCGGCAAACCAGAGCAAUGCGAGUGGAAAAAUAUGAAUAACCUUGCCAGCUCCGUUCCAAACCACCUGUGGAGCCCUUCCCCCGCCAAUCCGGGGUGCGAGGAAACACAGGAUGGCUGGGUGCGUCAAUACAUCAAUUGGAAAGUGAUGACUACCCUGGCCGUUCAUUUCAGCUGCCAAAUUGAUGAUUUGAAAUCAAGACAAAUUGAAGCACCUCACACAGAACGAAAAUAUUGGACAAAUAAGAGAGCACAACCGGAUGACGCAGGGAUAGAGACAUUGGAAGACGGGAAACGUUGGCUUCCAAUCUCUCUCUUCGAGUGCGCCGCGAGGUUGACACAUGGCUUGUCACGUGUCAACAGGGGGAUGAUAGCAAUGAUAGCACAGGUGCACCAAUAUUAUCAUACACCUGGAAUUAUGCAUUUUUCAAAAAAAAAUUGUAGAUGUUGUGUAAUCUGUUUGAACAAAACACAAGGGAAACGACACUGUCUUGUCAUUGUUGAUGUGUUUUCAAAAUCGGUUGAACUGUCUUCGAGCGCACGCGAUGAUUCGUGAACUGUCGUGAAAGCAUUGGGCGAAUUGUUGGACAUUGAUUCGAAGCGACACUGUGCGUACCACCCGCAAUCGGCUGGAUUUGUGGAACGCACUGACGGAACUGUCAAAGCCAGGCUCAUUAAGACAAUGAGAGAGACUAAAAGACUGUUUGAUCAGAAAGAGAUGCAUAGGCACAAUGACUUGCCAGGGUGUUCUGCGCCACAGACUCGCCAGGUCCGGAUUAGUGAUCAGAAUUUCCUCAAGGUGCUGAAAAGACUUCUCUGGGACAGUGAACGCUGGAAUGGCCCCUCCCAAGUGAUUGCAGCAACAAAAA